CGUAUUUUUGUGCCAUCGUACAGCUCCGAGAUCUUUUUCCUUUUCAUUCCCCUUUCUCAGAGAAAUCUCGGUCCUCUGCACCCUCAGCCUGAGCUAUACCUACAAACCCUAGCGACAAAAGCUUCAAGCUCUGCCCACAAAUAGCAGAUCUCCACGUGCUUUUUUGCAGCACUAGAAGUUUCUUAUGAUUUUGAAGAUUGAGAACUUAUAAGAGAAGAUUCAUAGGGCGAGGAGAGAGUUUCUGUGGUCUAUUGUAAAAUUCUUGUGUCUCAGUGAAUUGAGGCUUGAAACUGUUCGUUUGAUUUAGUUGAGAAUUAUGGGCUAUAGAAAGGAAAUAUGGGAGGUAAAUAUUUGUAAGUAAUAUUGCUUGAAGAAGGGAUGCAAGUUUUAUCAAAAGUGGGUUACGUAUGUUUCGGCAUUUGGGAUGGUUCAUCGGUCCGAAUUAUAAGAGUUGGUCAACAAAGAGCUUGCCUGAUGCAAAGCCACGCCUGGCUAGGGUUAAGCCGGUGACUAUGUUGGAUACUGUACAGGAAAUUGCCAUUUACAUUCAUAGGUUUCACAAUCUUGACCUUUUCCAACAAGGAUGGUAUCAAAUUAAGAUUAGCAUCAGAUGGGAAGACAGUGAUUAUACUUCUUUGGGAACUCCAGCGAGAGUUGUUCAAUACGAAGCUCCUGAUCUGGGUUCUGACGAUAUAUAUGGAGUAUGGAGGAUUGAUGACACAGACAACAGUUUCUCAACACAGCCUUUCCGGAUCAAGUAUGCAAGGCAGGAUGUUCUUUUAUCAAUCUUGAUCUCAUUCAAUCUAUCUCUUGGUGGACAUGAGGGUCCACCCACAUCUGCAGUUAUAUUGAAGUUUGAGCUUAUGUAUGUUCCAGCAAUGGAAAAAGGGUCUGAGAUGCUGGCUUUUCUUGAUGCUAUCCCUGCUGCUGUGCAUGAAUUUCGAAUUCCUCCUAAAGCUCUUCUAGGGUUGCAUUCUUAUUGCCCUGUUCAUUUUGAUGCUUUCCAUGCUGUGCUUGUUGAUGUAAGCAUACACACCAGUCUACUGAAAUAUGGUUCUUCCACGUCCCCACUGAAGGUACCCAGUGAUUCCUGCACUGCUAAAGAUGAUGUUGGUGACAGUUUUGUUGGGUCCAAUCAAGCAUUGGGUCAGGUGGCUUCUGUAGAUUUAAAACAGGUCAUGCUUGUUAAAGCAUUAUUAACUGCUCGUGACACUUUGCUUGAAGAGCUACUAACACUUAGCCGAGCAAUUGGCAGACCUAUUGAUUUGACUGAUUUUAUAUCCAAAAUGGAUGAUAUGAAGUUGUUUGAUUCUGUUGUGCGAGCAAAUCCGGGUGCUGUAGAUGGAGAAGUUUCAGGACAAGGCAAGCCACAAAAUGGUUUUGAGAAAGCAAAUGGUACUCUAGAUUUUCGGAGUGAGCAAUUGCUUCGCUGCUUAUCAAGGGGUGAUUUAUUGAACUCUUUUCAUUCAUUGGGCGAUCAAAUAUCAUAUUUAUGGAACACUUUUCUGAAGUUCCACAGGGCUAAUGAAAGGAAAAUAUUGGAAUUUCUGCGUGAUGCAUGGGCUAAGGAUCGGAGAGCUGAAUGGUCAAUAUGGAUGGUAUACUCCAAGGUUGAGAUGCCUCAUCACUAUAUAAAUAGUGGAGGCGAUGAGUCUUCCCCCCAUGGUGUACAUAAAAGAGUUUCAAGUUUGUGGAAAUUAACUGAUGAUCCUGCCCAGGCUGCAGCUAUGCGUGCUGUGCGUCAUAGGCGAAGCAUUUCACAGAUGAAUAUCAACAAUCGCUCAAUUCAAGACAUGCACAUAUUUGGAAAUCCUUCAAAUAUUCCUAUUGUAAUUGUAGAACGUGUGAUGAAUGCUCCACGCCGCAGUACUAGUGAAAAUUCGUACUUGAGACAUUUGGACAUGAUAGAUUCCCUCGACUCAGUCACUGAACCCAGCUCUGCAGCUGUGAACAAUCAAUCUGGUCCUAGCCGACAACAAGGUGGUCGUGUUUUGAAGAUUGUUGUCUUUGUGCAUGGGUUUCAGGGGCAUCACCUGGAUUUACGGCUUGUUCGUAAUCAGUGGCUUCUGAUAGAUCCAAAGACGGAGUUUCUUAUGUCAGAGGCAAAUGAAGACAAAACAACUGAUGAUUUCAGAGAAAUGGGACUGAGGCUGGCUCAGGAAGUAGUUUCUUUCGUUAAAAAGAAAAUGGAUAAAGUUUCAAGAUCUGGAGCCUUAGGAGACAUUAAGCUUAGUUUUGUGGGACAUUCUAUUGGCAACAUCAUUGUAAGAACAGCAUUAGCAGAGAGCAUUAUGGAGCCUUUCCUAAAUUACCUCUAUACGUAUGUUUCUAUAUCUGGUCCGCACUUGGGGUAUCUUUAUAGUUCGAACUCUUUAUUUAACUCUGGGCUGUGGCUCUUGAAAAAGCUCAAGGGCACACAAUGCAUUCAUCAGCUUACUUUCACGGAUAAUCCAGAUCUCCAAAAUACAUUCUUCUACAAACUGUGUAAGCAAAAAACACUAGCGAGAUUCAGGCAUAUAAUCCUGUUAUCUUCACCCCAGGACGGUUAUGUCCCGUACCAUUCAGCCAGAAUUGAAUCCUGUCAAGCAGCUUCCUGGGACUCCUCAAAAAAAUGCAAGGUAUUUCUGGAGAUGCUAAAUAAUUGCUUGGACCAAAUGCGAACCCCUUCUUCUGAGCAACGAGUGUUGAUGCGCUGUGAUGUCAACUUUGAUAUGUCCUCCUAUGGCAAGAACUUGAACACAUUCAUCGGACGCGCUGCCCAUAUCGAGUUUUUGGAGUCCGACAUUUUUGCGAGGUUCAUACUGUGGUCCUUCCCGGAAUUAUUUCGUUGAUGGGUGUGGAAGCCUUCUUCUGUAGCCUCUCUUCGGUGGGGGAUUCUCACAUUUUGUCUUUCAGCAUCAGGACCAAGAAUGGUGGGUAUAUCUUGGGGUCAGAUGUCAUUCAUUAUGACAGCCAUGUCCUUGUAUAUGAUGGCAUGAUGGGCAGGCGUAUAUAGCCACUGGCUAUUGUGAAUAAUUGGGUUGAAGCAGGUCCCACGAGAAGGAAAGCUGAAUGUGAAUCAUGGUGUGCUUCCAAAGAGGCCUUGGGAUAUAGGUGAAUACUUCAAACCGCCAAGUGAAUGUUAAGGUAGACCGUUUGUUUAGUUAUUCUGACUGUUCCAAGAAAUAGUGAUGUAAUUAUGUUUAGAAGAGGUAGAUUCAUGUCGUUUUAUAGGUGAACAAGAGGCGGCACAACUGGUCUGCAAUAAUAAUGUUUGGUAUAUUACCCUUCUAUUGUUCAUUA
Messenger RNA from Alnus glutinosa, 3282 nucleotides. RefSeq lists its product as uncharacterized. Lineage: Eukaryota; Viridiplantae; Streptophyta; Magnoliopsida; Fagales; Betulaceae. The record is from RefSeq and is a predicted model, not a curated record. The coding region runs from base 408 to 2831 and encodes 807 amino acids. The transcript has 16 exons.